This is a messenger RNA of Monoraphidium neglectum, 1944 nucleotides long. RefSeq lists its product as hypothetical. Gene Ontology annotation, molecular function: protein binding. The transcript is spliced from 11 exons. Gene Ontology annotation, cellular component: plasma membrane. NCBI's taxonomy places the organism in Eukaryota, Viridiplantae, Chlorophyta, Chlorophyceae, Sphaeropleales, Selenastraceae. Bases 1 to 1944 code for a protein of 647 amino acids. The record is from RefSeq and is a predicted model, not a curated record. Gene Ontology annotation, biological process: hormone-mediated signaling pathway.
AUGCCACCCAUCACCUGCAACCGCGCGGGACGGCUGCUGCAGCUGGCGCUGCCGGGCGCCGGCCUGAACUGCGGCGACAAGGGGCUCCCGGCCAGCUUUGCAAAGCUGACGGAGCUGCAGAUUCUGGACGUGGCCUAUAAUGAGAUCGGGGGCACGACAGCUGCCAUGGGCACCAUCAUUGGGCAGCUCCCCAAGCUCAAGCGCGCGUACCUGCGUCACGCCAACCUCACGGGGCCCCUCAACUGCGCCCUGGUGGAGAACCCUGCGCUGCAGACGCUGUCGGUCACGGGCAACAUAGGCAUAGCGGGGCCCAUCCCCGCGUGCCUGCUCGGGGACGCCACCCUGGAGGAGCUGUACCUCUCAGAGACAGGCCUCACGGGGCCCCUGCCCAACAGCGUGCUGAAGGGCUCCCCGCUGCGCGUCAUCUUCGCGGUCGGGUCCGGAACAGAACAGGGCACCGUGCUCGACGGUUCCAUCCCCCCCAGCCUGUCCAACGCCGAGAAUCUGGUGUUCCUGGACCUGGCCAAGAACAAGUUCUCAGGCUCUGUGCCCCUCCUGCCCGACUCCCUGAGGUUCCUGGACAUCAGCCGCAACGCCCUCAGCGCGCUGCCCCCGGCGCUGCCCGCGGCUCUCAGGAUCUUUGACGCCUCCUCCAACGCCCUGCUGGGGGGCAUCCCGGGGAUCGGGCAGUCGCUGGUGCGCCUGGUGCUGGACAACAACAGGCUCAGCGGGCCCAUGCCGCCCUUUGUGGCGACGGCUGCGGCGGCGGGGGGCCGCCACAGGCGGCUGCUGCAGGACGAGCUGAGCCCCUCGGACCCCCCGCGGCUGCGGCUGGCCUCCUUCAGCAACAACCGCCUCACGGGCUCUGUCCCCGCGGAGUGGGCCACCGUCCCCAAGAACCUGCAGUACCUGAUGGCGGCCAGCAACGGCCUGAGCGGGACCCUGCCCAAGACCUGGGAGCUGCAGGACCUCUCAUGGCUGGACGCCAGCUCCAACCAGAUAUCAGGCCCCCUCCCGCCGUCCCUGGGCGCCCAGCCGUCCCUCAUCCACGUGGACCUCUCCAACAAUCAGCUCACGGGGGACAUCAAGCCCUUUGCCGCUGAGCUGGCUGACGGCAGCCAGCGCCUGGCAUACCUCAACCUGUCCAGCAACCUGCUGACGGGGCCGCUGCCGCAGGAGCUGGGGGACAACAACAUACUGGACCUCGUGUCCAUCGCCAUGCUGGGCGCGCUUCCCGUGAAGCGCGUCCUGGACAUCAGCAACAACAGCUUCAGCGGCGGCACGUUCCCCCUGUGGCUGCUGGAGGCGCUGCCCCGGGAGACGGCCGACUGCAACGGCUGCGACAUCACCGUCAAGGUCAACGGCCCCAACGAGGUCCUGGCGUGCCCCACCAAGGAGGAGGCGCUGCCUUACACGCAGCUGCUGGAGGAGGAGGUCAAGCUGCUCAUGAAGUACAACUUCGAGUGCACAGCAGGCAAUGGCAGCUCCAUCCCGCUGCUGCAGGCGCUCGACGGUGCUUCACCUGGCUCCAAGGAGCGCCGAGCAGACCCGUCGGGCACAGAGUGGACCGAGGGGAGCGCCCGCAGCGCCAAGGGCGGCGGCAUGCGGCCAGGGGCCAUCGCUGGCCUGGUGAUAGGCGUCCUGGCGGGGCUGGCCGUGCUGGGCGCAGCAACCCUGUUCGUCAUGCGCCAAACCAAGAACUGGCGCGACGGCUACACCAAGGAAUCGUUGAACGGCGCCGGCGGCACCGGCCGUGCCGCCAACGGCCGGGCGGCUUACGGCGGCGGUCAGGGGCGCGGGGGCGGCUCGGGCGCCGCCGCUGGCGGCCGCCGCGUCGGCGGCGGGUGGGGAACGCGCGUGGCUGCGCGCGAGGCAAAUGGGGACGCGUUUGGCGUGAUGCCAGCCCCGCCAACCAACGUGUCUCGGCGCGACUCGCAGCACUGA